UAAAAAAAAUUAAAUUGAAAGGUUAACCUCUGUUAAAAAUAGUAAAGUUUGUAUAUGCUGUGGUUGAAAUCAGGUCUAUAUUCAGGUGUUGUGAAACUUGAAGAUAGUUAUGGCAGAAAAUAAAGAAGGUUCCGACUGUUACGAUGACGAGAUGGCCGCCCUAUUAGACGAUGCAUUGGGUGAUUUUGAAAAGCCAACAUCUAGUGCCGUAUCGAAUUCAAGCGAAGAGAAGCAAGACAGCAGCGCCGUUGGUGACGAUGCUAAAUGGACCGAAGAGUUUCUGAAGCAGGCAACUGCCAAUCUAGAGCAAAGUAUGGGCCCGUUCUUGGAGGCUAUAGAUUCAGAUGAAGGGUUGACACCAGCACAGUUAGCGGCUCAGAUUCAUAAACUAGCUGAAGUUGCGGGGAGCACCUUGGGAGAGAAUGAGGGAAAAGAUGACACCGAGUUUUCUGCAGCCAUAACACAGACACUUAAAAGUUUGUCGGAAGGUAGGGAGAAUCUAAACAAUCCGUUGUCUGAGGACGAGUUAAAAAAUAUGCUGGGUAAUCUGGGUUUGGGUGACACUGAUGAGAGUGGAGAUUUCAUGCCCUUCAUGCAACAGAUUUUGCAGUGUAUCUUGUCGAAGGAAAUUCUAUACCAACCCCUCAAAGAUCUGGCUGACAAGUAUCCAGAGUGGUUAGCGAAAAACGAAAGCAGUGUAGAACCAGCAGAACUACAGCGCUACAAAAAGCAUAGUGAUUUGAUCGAAGAGGUAUGCAAAGAACUUGAGCAAGAAUCUGAAGGUGAUAGUGCAGAUGUAAAGAAGCAAAGAUUCAAUAAAGUUAUGAAUCUCAUGCAGAAGAUGAGUGAUUGUGGACAGCCUCCGAAAGAGCUUGUUGGCUCUAUAGGAAAUGUUUCUGAACAAUUAGUUAAUCAGUUACCUCCUGGUUUUGAUGUGUCACAAUGUUGUCUUAUGUAACAGGGGCUUGUUGAUACAUUUAUAGGAAGUGGGUACUGGUAAUUGAUAAUAGUUACAUUAACAUGGUUUGAACCACUGUAAUUUAAUAAUUUAUUCCUUCAAAAAAUGAUAAACUCUUAGCUUUUUCAUAUAUGGCAAAUCAAAUGCCAAUUACUCAAAUAGAUAUUUGCUUUAAAAUCA
Molecule: messenger RNA, 1138 nt
Organism: Bacillus rossius redtenbacheri
Lineage: Eukaryota; Metazoa; Arthropoda; Insecta; Phasmatodea; Bacillidae
Gene: Pex19
Product: peroxisomal biogenesis factor 19
Exons: 1
Coding region: 110-958 (282 amino acids)
Biological process (GO): protein import into peroxisome membrane
Cellular component (GO): peroxisome; peroxisomal membrane
Source: RefSeq, a predicted model, not a curated record